AUGGAGAUGUGCCGAAACUGGGAAGGUGUGUACCAAGUAGACGCGUUUAAUAUCAUAUCAUGUACAAUGUGUUAUUUUUAUCUUUUCCAAAAUAGUAAGGAAUUAAAGAAACCCCAGUUUGUGAACAACAAUCUUGUUGCUUAUAACGGAACAGUUUUCCCCGAUCACACUUUUCUAUACCCAAAUAUCAAUAAUAAAACAAUAGUGAAUUUAAUUUGUCGAACUUUAGACGAGUAUGAUUGCCAUCGUUGGACUUCCUGUUGUAUCAAUGCCCAGAAAUGUUGUUCCAGGCAACUUUCAACUGGAAAUUACACCGGAUCUGGACGAUAUUGUCCUCGAACAUGGGAUGGUUUUGGAUGUUUUGAUGAUACUUUAGCAGGUGAUGAAACCGUGAUUAAAUGUCCAGAGUAUAUUGAGCAUGGCAAUCCUUACGCUGAUGCAGUGAAGAAUUGUAAUAAUAAUGGAACCUGGUUUCGAGAUAAGAUAACGGGAAAGGAAUGGACUGAUUAUUUGGGCUGUGUUCAAAUUAAUGAAUAUAAAGUGUUAUUCCAAGUUGGUUUAAUCUGUAAUAUUAUCAGUAUUGUUUUACUCGUUCCUGCCUGUGUUGUUUUCUUGUAUUAUAGACAACUUAGGGUCCAGCAAAGGAUUAAACUCCAUAUUUGUUUGUUUGUAUCGUUUGUAUUUACCAGUGUAGUGAUGAUAUUAUGGGAUGUAUUGGUAUUUAAUGAUAGACUAACCAACGCUGCUGCUUUAACCGUCAUGUAUCAAGACCCCCCUGGCUGUAGAGUGUUGUAUAUUUUAACCCGGUAUGCGUUAUCAACAGCCUACGUCUGGAUGUUUUUGGAAGGCUUUCACCUGCAUCGUCUGAUUGUUAAGGCUUUUAAAGUUCCCAAAUCCAUCAUACAUUACCAUUUCAUUGGCUGGGGGUUCCCAGUAAUACCUAUUUACGUUAUACUCAUUUCAGGGUUCCCAGUAAUACCUAUUAUAGCUUAUACAGUUAUUAGAAUUACCAGAAACGACAAAAAUUGCUGGGUAAACAAUGCUGGAGAUUAUGAAUGGAUCGUAUAUUUACCUAAUUUAUUUUGUAUAGCAUUUAAUGUGUUUUUCCUGAUGAAUAUUUUACGUAUUUUGAUGACCCAGUUACAGAGUCACCCUAAUGAACCAAGUAACUACAGACGUGCACUAAAAGCAACGUUUAUACUAGUUCCUCUGUUUGGUCUUCAGUUAUUUUUUAUCAUCUAUCGACCACCAUCAACAUGGAGUGGAUCGUUUAUGUAUGAAGUUAUCUCUAAAAUUGUCAAUAACUUACAGAGUACAGUGGUAGCUUUAAUAUUGUAUUUUUCUUAUAUUUCAGAGUACAGUGGUAGCUUUAAUAUUGUAUUUUUCUUAUAUUUCAGGAGUACAGUGGUAGCUUUAAUAUUGUAUUUUUCUUAUAUUUCAGAGUACAGUGGUAGCUUUAAUAUUGUAUUUUUCUUAUAUUUCAGGGGUACAGUGGUAGCUUUAAUAUUGUAUUUUUCUUAUAUUUCAGGGUACAGUGGGUGCGGUGGUAGCUUUAAUAUUUUGUUUCAUGAACGGAGAAUGAUCUUUGUUUUAUAUUGUAUGUAUAAUAGUGACAAUGCAUGUGUAGAAUUAGCUCCCGUAAACAAGUCAACAAGUUUCAAACUAGAUUAG
This is a messenger RNA of Lottia gigantea (owl limpet), 1671 nucleotides long. RefSeq lists its product as hypothetical. Bases 1 to 1671 code for a protein of 556 amino acids. The record is from RefSeq and is a predicted model, not a curated record. The transcript has 14 exons. NCBI's taxonomy places the organism in Eukaryota, Metazoa, Mollusca, Gastropoda, Lottiidae. Gene Ontology annotation, cellular component: plasma membrane. Gene Ontology annotation, biological process: adenylate cyclase-modulating G protein-coupled receptor signaling pathway; cell surface receptor signaling pathway. Gene Ontology annotation, molecular function: G protein-coupled peptide receptor activity.